AUGGUCCCGAACCAACACACAUAUGGAUCGCCACAUCAACAUCACCAGCCGCAGCAUACAAUAGGAUCGGCAUGGCUUCCUGAAGGCGAGAAUGGACAAAACGGGAGCAAGACCUAUUCGUUCGUACCGUUGUCAGGCGUAAACACAAAAAAGCGACCCCGCCGACGAUUCGAUGAGAUCGAGCGACUUUAUGUCUGCAACUGGGGAGAAUGUGAGAAGGCGUAUGGAACUCUCAACCAUUUGAACGCGCAUGUAAACAUGCAGAAGCAUGGACCUAAGCGACACCCGUCUGAAUUCAAGGAGCUUCGAAAGGCGUGGAGACGUCAGAAGAAGGCGGAGGAAGAGGCCGCAAAGCAGGCAGCAGCGGCGUUCCACCAACACCAGAACCAGCAACAGAACCACAACCAAUUCCAGCUCUGCGAUCCCAUGUUGGCGAAUAUGCAGCAGCCCCACCCUAUGGCAGCGAUGCAUCACCCGAUGUCGCACCAUCAACCGCACCAGCUUCCUCACCCACAUGCGCACCCAAACCAACAUUCACACCAUCACUCGCAAGGACAAUUGCAUCAUCACCAUCCCAUGGGAUUUUAG
Messenger RNA from Gamsiella multidivaricata, 588 nucleotides. RefSeq lists its product as uncharacterized. Bases 1 to 588 code for a protein of 195 amino acids. Gene Ontology annotation, biological process: regulation of DNA-templated transcription. The transcript is spliced from 2 exons. The record is from RefSeq and is a predicted model, not a curated record. Lineage: Eukaryota; Fungi; Mortierellomycota; Mortierellomycetes; Mortierellales; Mortierellaceae.